Messenger RNA from Brienomyrus brachyistius, 9483 nucleotides. It is a transcript of the gene pde4dip, whose product is annotated as phosphodiesterase 4D interacting protein. Gene Ontology annotation, cellular component: microtubule organizing center. NCBI's taxonomy places the organism in Eukaryota, Metazoa, Chordata, Actinopteri, Osteoglossiformes, Mormyridae. The record is from RefSeq and is a predicted model, not a curated record.
CUGCAAAAGGAUUUCAUUUAAGUUAAUCACAAGCCGUUUAAAGCAGAAUUUUGUCAACGGCAGUAGGGUAGGUCUACCUGUGAAGUCUUUGUUUUCGAUGCAACGGGCAAGUCUGAACCUGCCGCUUCCAGUCAGGCAUCUUCUCCCAGCUCCACCUUCAAAAAACCAUCAGGAUUGCAUAGCGAACCGACUGAAAAAAGCGGCCGCCCAUGCCUAGACAGGAAGUGUGAGUACACACACACACAGUCGGUGGACUUGGCUGGCUGGAACAGAACCGCCUUUCAUAAAGUACCUUUUCGCCUGGCCUCGCUGUCGCUGAGACGCUUGGUAGGCGGUCGCCGGUGGCCGGCCACGUCGAGUCUCUGUUCUUGGCUCCAUCUGAGAAGCCCGUGACCUCGUGCUGGUGUUCCCCAGUCGUAUUUAUCAAGAGGAGUGUCCGUACAGUUGGAGUUGGCAGAUAUCCCUUUUGUGGAGAGCUGGAGAUUAUUUCAUCGUGUGUGCAGGUCAGGACCAGAAGAUGAGUGGCUUUUUGUACAGGGGAAGGGACUAUGUGGAGAACCGGGAGGUCGUACUGAGGAACAACUGCCACAUGACAGAACUGCUGAGUGACGAGACGGAGAAAGGCCCACCUCUCCAGCCACAUGCUCUGAGGAAGUUUGAACAGCAUCUCCACGACCUGAAGAAGGAGAACUUCAGCCUUAAGCUUCGCAUCUACUUCCUGGAAGAGCGCAUCCAGCAGAAGUAUGAGGAGAGCAGCGAGGACGUCCAUAGGAGGAACAUUGAGCUGAAAGUGGAAGUGGAGAGUCUGAAGCAAGAGUUACAGGAGAAACAGCAGCUGCUUGAUAAUGCCCUGUCCACGGUAGAGAGCUUGACCAAUCACAAUGAGGUGGAGUUGCAGCGGCGAUGUACGGAGAGGCAGCAGGAGAUCGACCACAUGCAGGAGAUCCUGCAGACCAAGAUCCAGCUCCUGCAAGAAGAAGCCAACCUGGCACGUAGCGAGGCGGAGAAGAUGGCCACCAUGGCGGAGUCUGAGUCGCAGCGGUGCCUGGCCCUGGAGAGGCAGAUGAAGUGCCAGGAGGACAUGCAGGGUCUCCCUGGGGCCACUCUGCUCGACAGACUGACCGAAAAGGACAAGGUGAUCGAGGAGCUGACUCAGGCCCUGCACUCCAAGGAGGCCCUGGUUGAUCAGCUGGCAGAGGAAAAGGCCUCCCUGCAGGGGCGCGUGGACCAGCUGGAGGACCAGGUGCAGGACCUUUCAGACUCCCUCCAGCAGAAGGAGCAGGAUGCUGAGUUUUACCAGGACGAGUUGGGCCGGGAGAAACUGCGCAUUCAGCAACAGAUGCAGAGCCUUAUCGAGGAGCAGCAGACCCAGCUGAACCAGUACGAAUGUGCAGCUGGCCAGUGUGUGAGUGAGCUGCAGAAGGCCCAGCUGCAGGUUCAGUCACUGCAGGCCCGGAUCCACAAGAGCGAGGUCGGCAACAAGACACUGCAGGAGAAGCUGUACGAGAUGGAGUCUGAGCUGCGGUCCGUGAGACAGGCCUCCCAGCAGCAGGAGCGUACCAUCCAGGGCCUGAGGGAGACGGCCGGAACCAAAGACAGAGAGGUGCAGGAGCUGUACAGUGUCAUCGAGGGCCAGAAGGAAAUGCUGUUCAGGCUGAGAGAGGUGACACAACGACACCAGCUCCAGCACCUGCAGGUGUCAGACAGCGAGGUGGCCCAGAUGCAGAGGGAGCUCCUCGCCCUGCAGGAGUCCCUCUUUUCCACCCAGCUGGAGCUACAGGGCAGCCAGAGAGCAGAGAGGCGCAGCCAGUGGAGGGCCGCCGACGUGGCCUGCGACCGCGACCGACUGCAAGCCGACCUGGAGGAGGCGCUGCAGCACCAGGGUGCCUCUGAGCAGCACAACCAGGAGCUUCGGGGAGCCCUGCAGAGGGCCCGCUCCAACCUGCAGGCAAAGGAGGACCGGCUGAAGGAGGUGGAGAGCGAGAAGCAGGCGGAGGUGGAGGCCAAGGACAAGACCAUCCAACAGCUGAGGAUCUCGCUCAGGAACAAGGAGCAGAUGGUGCAGGAAUAUCUGGGGCUUCUGGACCAACAAGGACCUAAUAAGACCCUAAACACAGUGCUGCAGAAACUGAAGGAGCGUAUCAAGGAGCGGGACAUAGCCCUGGAGCACGCCAUCGAUGACAAAUUCCGAUGCCUGGAGGAGAAGGACGGGGACACACGACGACUCCAGCUGGCCCUGAGGGAGAAGGAGAGGGACCUGGAGCGACUGCGUUACGUUUUGUCCAAGAAUGAAGAGACCAUCACGACCCUGGAAGGCGUCCUGCGUGGGAGGGAGCUGGAGCUGGAGCAGGUGAGAGAGGCCAACAAGAACCUGCAGUGGCUGAAGCAGGAGGCAGAGGAGCAGCAAGCGUGCAGCCUGAAGGAGCGGGACGCCAUCAUCGGCCAGCUGCGGGCCUCCCUGCAGAGCCGCGCUAAGGAGGCAGAGGAUCUCACGGCGGCGCUCCUCAGCAAGGCAGUGGUGGAUGGCCGGGAUGCCCUGGAGGAACUUGAGCUCCGCCUGCAGCUGAAGGAGCGCCUGUUCCAGGACGCCCUCUCAGACCGUGCCAGACAGGCAGAGGAGCACCAGGGCCAGGUCCAGGAGCUGCUCGCCGCCAUCGGCGCCAGGGAUCACUACAUCAAGGAAUCUGUGAGCCGCCUGGGUCAGGUGAUCGCCGAUCGCACCGGUGAGCUUCACGAGCUGCGCAGACAGCUGGCUGCCCAAGAGCUGGAAGCGGCAGAGCUGAGCCAGCAGAGGGAAGAGCAGAGCUCGCAGCCGAGCCUGCAGAUCGAGCGGCUGCAGAUCCGGCUGCGGGAGAAGGACUCCUUCAUCCGGGUUCUGAUGAAUGGUACCCAAUACACCCAAGACGAACCAAUGACCACCUCCAAGCCAGAGGAAGCUGCAGACACUGGCAGCAAAACAUGUGACAGUGACUCUGGCCUGCAAGUUGACAUUCAUGCUGUGAGGGAGGAACUUCAGCUGGUCCUGAAGAAGGAAAAGGAGGCACAACUAGAACUUAUUGCCCUCCGCACUACUCUGGCCAAGGACAAAGAGGAAAUCUUGACCUUGGCUACCGAGCUGGAGACCUACACCAGAGAGUUAGGCGUCAAGGAAAAGCUCAUCAAGGAUCUUCAGAAGCAGUUGGUGGAUGCAUCGGAGGUGCCGUCGGUCCAGAAGCUGACACAGGAGCUGCAAGAGCUCAGGGAAGAACAGGGGGACACCAGUAGCGCUGGCCAUCAGCAGCACGUGCUGGAGCAGCUGGUUUCAGACUACAGCAGACUCACCGAGGCUGUGAGGAUGGAGAAGCGGGCGUACGAGAGUUUGGUUCAGGCCAACACAUCUGCAAGCAGCCCCGAGGAGACCUGGGAGCCGCAGAGGGAGCUGCAGAGGGAGCUGCACGCGGUUCAGUCACUUCGCGGACAGCUGGAGGCUCACCUGGAAAAGACCCGAAAUGCUGCUGUUGCACCGGCAAGGGCAGUCAAGGCGCAGGCCGAUUUUGGAGAGCUCAGCACAGAGGAGAGCGACGAUGACGAUGACGGCAGCGGCAGCAGCGAGUACACAGACAGCAUCGAGGAGGAGGAACCUUCCAGGCUUACCGCUCGUUCCCUGGCCACAAACCAGAUCCCCCCGGAUUUGUUAGAGCUGCACGGGGGUGCGGUGGUCAGGAGUCCAUCCCAGAAUGCACCUGUGGAGGGACAGGGCUUGGUGGAGGUGCAGCAGCUGGUGGAGCAGAAGAAGGCGGUGGAGCGGGAGCUGGGCGAGCUGAAGAGCCAGCUGGAGAAGGCCGGCUACAGCUCCCUGUCCCAGAUGCGGAACGCGGUUGUCAACCUGCGGGCGGAAAACAGCAACCUGAAGGGGGUAUUGGCACAGAUGGUGCGGAGAACGCAGGACCGGGUGGAGGAAGGGCGGCCGGAUGAGGGCGAAGCACGAGGGGCGUGGUCGGGCGGGGAGUUGAGCCCCACCCAGGGCAAACGCUCCAUGUCCAGCUCACCACCCCGUGAGGGGAAGAGGAGGUGCACCCGGCCUGUGUCUCUGGACCUGGGCACCCUGCUGUCCAGCACCUCCUUAGAGGAAGCACAGCCUGUGGAAAGUGUGGACCGGAUUUGGCAGCAUGUGGAGGUGGGGCUUACGGAGAAAGCGCGGCAGCUGCACCUGGACCUGGCGCAGAGUCAGCAGGAAAGUCAGGAGCUUCAGGAGAGGCUGAUGGUGUCCGAGGCAACGGUCCAGGCCCAGGCAGAGCAGCUGAAGGACUACAGGGAUCUGCUCACGGAAACCUCCGUGCAGCAGGACAGCAAGCAGGUUCAGGUGGACCUGCAGGACCUGGGCUAUGAGACCUGUGGCCGCAGUGAGAACGAGGCAGAGAGGGAGGACACCAGCAGCCCAGAGUUCGACGAUCUGGAGAUGUGCACCACCCUGUCCAAGCAAGACUGCGAUGGCCAGUGGUGGUCCGGGGAUUGUAGGAAGGUGGAGAAUGUGACGUCCCUCCGGCAGCAGGUGGAGGAUCUGCGAGGGCAGCUUUCCCGCUCACGCGCCACCAUCCGCAGCCUCCAGGGCCGCCUGCGGACCAUCUCUGGCACCGGCGACUGCUCCUCUAACCGGGAGAGGUCACCUGCUUCUCUAGCCUGGAGCUUCCAGGCCUCUCCGGCUACUAGUGGCCCCGAGGACGACGAAGGGUGGCAGUCGGACGGGAUUGGAGCCACCAAGUGGUCACAGCCCAACCGGGAGCUGCGGGACCUAGCUCUGCGCGUGACCUGUUUGGAGGACCAGCUCAAAAGCGCCAGGUCGGGCAGUAAGGGGACUUCUGAAGACAGCAAGUCCGCCACCUGGCCGGGGAAGUUCGACACGCUGAUCCAGGCGCAGGCCCGCGAGCUCUCCCACCUGCGGCAGCGCAUGCGCGUGAGCCGGGGAGUCUGCCGCAUCCUCAGCCAGCACCUGGACGACACCACCAAGGCCUUCGAGGAGCUGCUGCGAGCAAACGACAUCGACUACUACAUGGGGCAGAGCUUCCGCGAGCAGCUGUCUCAGAGCAGCGCGCUGGCCGAGCGGGUCAGCGCCAACAUCAGCGGCCGAGACCCUGCUGAACUUCUGGAUGAUAAGAUGGGCCACGAGCUGCUUGCUCUGAGGCUGAGCAAGGAGCUCCAGCAGAAGGAUAAGAUCAUCGAAUCUCUGCGCUCCAAACUCAAGCAGCAGCGGCCUGACACCCCUUCCAGCAGCCACGCCCUCUCAGAGACGACCAACCAGUCGGACAGAACGUCCUUUAUUUCCGAUGAGCAUGGCUCCACCCACGGAGACCUGGAGCUGGGCUCGGAGGUGGAUGCGGCCAGCGAGUACAACCAGGAGGACCAGGAGGGGAGACUGAGCCCACAACACACUGAUGCUUUCUGUGCAGGUAGCAGUUCACCUCACCCCUCACCUGUCCCAUGCUCCACAACAGCAUCACGCAGAGCUCAGUCACCCUCCAGCUGUCCUAGCAUAUUGUGCACGGUGUCCAGUCCCGUGGACAGUCUGUCUCAACAAGGCCUCUUUCCUGGUUUUAUGCCCAGUUCCCAUCCUGUCCCUAAUCUCAGCACUACCCACCCCCCCCCGGGUCAGAGGGAGCCUCUGCUCCUCGACCCCCCAUCUCAGCUACCGGGGCCCGGUUGCCCUGGUGUUGGGUCCAUCUCCUUGGCAGAGGUGCAUCAGGAGCUGCAGGUGCUGCAGAUGCAGCUGGCAGACCGCUUUACGGUUCCACAUGUGAAGCCGGUGCCCAGCUACUCCCUGGUUGACCAGCCUCAGCGGAAUCCCUCCAGCUACCUUCCCCAUCACGCUUUUCACCAGCCUUCGCUCAGCAGCAAUGACACUGGCAUCCGUCUGAAGGCGGAGCCAGGUUUGAUGGACCGUGGGGCAUUGUGGGAGAUGGGCCGCAUCGGCCAGCCAAUCAGAGCCUCUGCUUACGCCGACAUUUUGUCGGGCUCGUCGGGGUAUCAGUCUGGCACCAGCCACACAGGCACUGACCUCAUGGAGGAGCACCUGAGGGAGAUCCGCAGCCUGCGGCAGCGUCUGGAGGACUCCAUCCGGACGAACGACCGCCUGAGGCAUCAGUUGGAGGAGAGGCUGGCCUCUCUGGGUCGAGAUGGUGGAGCACCAACGAACAUCUACAUCCAGGGCCUGGACUCCCUCGGCACACUGUCCAAGGAGAACCAGGCCUUGAUGGAAGAGAACCUUCACCUCAAACAGACCAACAGAGACACUUUUAAGGAGGCGGAGCUGCUCCGGGAAGCCGUCCUGACUGGACGGGCACGGCUCAAGCAGGUGGAGCUGGAGGUGGACCGGCAGCAGGAGGAGAACGGCCGUCUGCAGGCCCUCAGCUGCAAGCAGGCCCAGGAGGUCCAGCGGCUACGUCAGGAAUGGCAGGCCGGCGAGGAGUCUAUCAGCAGGCUACAGCACAAAGUCAGCCUGCUGCAGCAACAGCUGGCCGACAGCCAGCAGCUCAUGCGAUCCCUGCAAUAUGAGCUGCAGUUAUACGAGGGGAUGUGCAUGACUACCAAGGGCUUCCCUGCUGCAGGCUCCGCCUCUGAGGGCCAGAGCUUCAGGGAGACGUCCCCUGUGGAGCUGGGAGGGCUCCUGGCAGAGCUGCGCAGUCUGCGCAUGCGUCUAGAGCGCAGCCUGCAGGAAAACAGCUCCCUGAGGAUGCAGCUGGAGGAGCAGACCAACACAACAACAGCCCCCGGUGAUCUACGGCUGCCCACUAUCACUGCCAGCGGCCAAUCAGACAACACCUGCAGGAGACAGCUGUUCCGUGAUCCUGCACCAUCUCCACCUGUGCGAGACCCCGGGUUGUUAACCUCUGGUUCCACAUACUCCUUGUCAUCUAAAUCCCCAGACCCGGAAGAUUUGGAUAGCUUGUCUAAUGAUAUGUUGAGGCCAAACUCAGAGCUGGAAGGAGAAGCUCCGGAUGGCUCAUUUGCCAACAAGAAUGGGCGGCACACCAUAGGACACGUGGACGACUUCAAUGCCCUCCAGCAGCAGAUCCUGGAGGGUAAGAUGCUGGUGCACAAGAUCGAGGCCAUGCUGCAGUCAUCCCUCACAUCCAGCCUUCUGGAGGUCACUUCUGGAAAGGCCUUGGACCAGGGCGUUGUGAAGACCCUCCUGACCAGUGCCAAAACGUUGGAUCAGAUCCUAGAGGAAGCCACGUCUCUCCUGAAAAUGUUCUGGAGGGCUGCGCUCCCAAGGCAUGAAAACGCCUUCCAGCACAUCAGAAAGGAGCAGUCAAUGAAGGAGGAGAUCCAUAGGCUGAGGGUGAGGAUCACCGAGCAGGAGGGGAUGCUGCAGGACACUAUCGAGAGGCUGAGGAGCACCAACCGCACUAAGGAGAACAUGGAGCACUUCAUCGUCAACCAGCUAUCAAGAACACGUGACGUCUUGAAAAAGGCACGGACGAAUCUUGAGAAGAACGAGUACAAGAUAUCUACCCUAAGCUCCUCCUCUUCCUCCCCCCACCCUGGUAAAACCCCAAGUAGGUCCUGGUCGUCCCUGCCUGACUGUGGUUUCAUGAAAACCUGCUCCCAGAAGCCAGCAGGGGGCGUUGCCAAGAUAAAUGACAGACCACACCAGCUCCAGACAGUCAUGUUCUGAGGCAGCAUCGACACGACCAUCUUCUGCUGCUUCCAAAUGUUGUUUCUUUACGUUCUGAAAGAACACCUGUUGGAUUCUGUGGGGACUUUGGUCCAAUCCAGUCAUGACGUGAAGUCCAUGAGUUUGUGUUUCGUCAUCCUACCAAGCCUGUUUGUGUCAUCUGCCAUCGCUGUUCUCCAGGCACCCAGUGCGCAUACAGCCUGAAAGGAGAAGCCGUACUUGAAACGUCGACCAAUCGAUACAAGUUUUCUUCUGUUCACCCAAUUAUGCUGCCAUAGAAAAUCUAUUUAUAGUAACUUAUUGCUAAAGGAUCUCCUCUUAGAUUUUAUUCUUUCUGAAAUAAUAAGAAGUAGAUGUAGAAUUUAGGUGGUAGACUGUCGAUAAGCUACUAAGUAUUUUUGGUUUCCUUUAGCCAACGUAAAUUAAAUCGUUACCAAGCAAUUUGAUCUGCUUGGAUCGGAACGAAGAAAAUGCUAUUUAGUGCUAUGACUGCUCGCUUAGACAAGCAUGUGCAAUACAAACUGUCCGUUGAAUGUUGCAGCCUGCUUUGCCUUACAUUGAAACAUAUUUACUCUAAGGCUAUGGACCGUCAGUGCAAUACUAGUGAAACACUGCUGACAGACCAGGUGUGUAAUUAAAGCAUUGUGGCCAGGAGGUGCAAUGAAAGCUAAGCUUGUUCCACAGGGAUCAGCGGUUACUGCCAAAGUUUGCGAAUUUCUACCACGAAGCCCAAGUGAACUGAGUCACCACUCGCUCUGUCUGAAAAAUCCUGCCUUUGAUACCGUGUUUUUGGAAAUUGGCUUAAUAAAGACAGAAAAUAAUGUACCCAUUUUUUGGUCCAGUGUACUUUUAUGACUAGAACUGUUUUUUUUUUUUUUUUUUUGCUAAUUAUUUAUCUGUCUUUGUAAAUGGACCAAACAUGGGUAAAUCAUAUCGAAGGCUUCUUAUAACUCAUGAUUUAUAUAUUUUGUGUUUCCGUAUAUAUUUUUUUCCAAAAAAGGUUGUAAAGGUUUAGUUACAAACCUUGGCAGUAUACUGACAGACGCCCGCAUUGGCUGGCUGCAUGUGUGCCUGCUGUGUGUCGUGCAUUUUAACUGCCUCCUGUCUGAUUUCUGUUGCAUUAGUCCUUUUGCUUUCUGAGGCCUUUUCUGUUCCGCAUGUAGUGCUCCGGUGUGUCUGCGAUUCCUACAUCGGACAGCAUAAGUGCAUGUAUUUCAGCGUUCUUUGCUCCAUGUUUCCUGCUUUGCUUGUCUCUAAGGUGUGUUUGUUAAAUGCUAGGUGAAGGAUGGAAUUUAUGCGGAAAUGCUGUAACAUAUUAAUGUCUGUCCCGCCUCUUCUGGGUGUGAAAUGGAGUAAACUUGAGUAUAGAAUACGACAAACCGUGCAACUUUUUCAUGUUAACUUUACCCUUAUUGAACAGCUAUAUUGUAGCGGACAUGAAUAAGAAACUAUUUGACCGUAUCCUCUUCCAACAACCAAAUGAUUGAACUAUAAUGUUUUGUGUUUCCUUUACAGUGUAUUUGAACAGUCAGUACAAGACUGUUUUAUAUUAAUUUGGGCUUUUGUUUAGGAAGCAAUAAAGUGGGGAAAGGCUAAAUGAAAACAUCACAUUUAUAAUUGUAUGUGCUGAAUGACCCAAGUACAUGUCACAUUGUGUAUAAUCAAAAGUUUGGGGAGAAAUACCGGUGUUUGGUGGUAGUUGUAAUGUAACAUAUGUACAUAGUGGUUGGAGUGAGGUUCAAUUUGCCAGCAGAAGCCACAUUGGCUGGUUAACCCGACAAUGUGUGUGUUGCAUAACAAAUAAAUCCAUGGAACCCUUCUCUUAUGAGAAA